Messenger RNA from Trichosurus vulpecula (common brushtail), 1385 nucleotides. RefSeq names its product claudin 16 (gene CLDN16). Gene Ontology annotation, molecular function: structural molecule activity. The transcript is spliced from 6 exons. Bases 119 to 775 code for a protein of 218 amino acids. The record is from RefSeq and is a predicted model, not a curated record. Gene Ontology annotation, cellular component: bicellular tight junction; plasma membrane. NCBI's taxonomy places the organism in Eukaryota, Metazoa, Chordata, Mammalia, Diprotodontia, Phalangeridae. Gene Ontology annotation, biological process: cell adhesion; bicellular tight junction assembly.
GGCGCGGGGCUGGGCGGCGGCAGCAGCAACUCCAGCUCCGGCUCUGUCUUCAGGGGCACUACCUCGAGAUCGAAGCCCCGCCAGGCCCUGGUCCAGGAGUCCUCUUGCGCAGGUCCCAAUGCCAGGACCCAGUCUCUUACCGCUGGCCUGCCUGGCCCUGCUCUCUACGGCCUUGCUGCUCACGGCCACUUGGACAGACUGCUGGGUGGUUAACUCCGACGAUAGUCUGGAGGUGAGCCAUAAGUGCCAGGGGCUGUGGCGGGCGUGUGUCACCAAUCUACUGGAUGGGAUCCGGACCUGUGACCAGUAUGAUUCCAUCCUGGCCACCCAUCCACGGCGGCGGGUACUGACCAGGUCCCUUUUGCUCGUGGCUGGGCUGCUGUGUAGCUGUGGGUUGGUGGCCCUGCUCCUCACUCUGACCCAGGCACAGUUCCUGGGGACUGACUCCAGGACAAGGAUUCAGCUGGCCUGGGCAGCAGGCUGCCUCUUAGGUGCUGGAGGGUUCCCUGGAGUGCUGGGCUCACUCUGGUUUGCUGUGGAGGUGGCUAUGGAGCGAACCUUACCUACUCAGCCCCGAGGACCCCUUACUGGCUACUAUGAGUGGGGCUGGUCGUGCUGGUUAGGCAUUGUGGGAUCUGCUGGCUGCAUGGCCACUGCCUUGGGCCUGGCCUGCUGUCUUCCAGGCCUCUGGGUCCCAGGCAGGAGAGGCCCUGGGCACCAAAUCAGAAGCCGGCUGCACCCACAAGCCAUAUAUAUCCUGGACUCCAGUGUCUAAGGCCAUAGCCGCCUCAAUCUCAUCAACACUGCCACAGUUUAGUCUCAGAUUCUUAGAACCAGAGUAGAGAUUAGAGGUUAUCAGGGCCCAUCUCAAGAUUCAGUUUGAUGUUUAAAAGUUUUAACAAUAUCUUUUGUUUUUAUACUAUAUUCAUUUCCCAAUAUAUCUCUUCCCUGCCCUCCCAUCCAGUAAGACUUCCCUCAUAACAAAGAUUUUUUUUUUAGAAAUACACCCAUUCAGCAGAACCAACCAAUGCAACAACCUUGUUUAGCCACAUAUGCAAUUCAGCAAGCAAUUAUUAAGUGCCUACUAUGAGCUAGGCCUACUGUAUGCAGAGUACUAGGAAUACAAAGAAAGGCAAAAAUAGUCCCUGUUCUCGAGGAGCUUAUAGACUAAUAGGGGAGAAAACAUGAAAACAACUAUAUAGAAACAAGCCAUAGAUAGGAGAAAUUGGGGAUAAUUUUGGGGACAGGGAGGCACACAUUCCACAUGGAUAAUCCCUUGCCCCUUCAUUGAAAAGAGGGAGGUAUAUUAAGUCAUCUCAUCUCCAGGGCCAAUGCUGAUCAUUAUAAUUGUGCAGUUGUGGCAAAUAAAAUUAAUAAUGGUAAAC